GCUGUCUGCAAUGACACUAAUUUGUUUAUUCUUCACCGUUGCUUUCCUCCAUUAUGGUCAAAUUUACGAGAAUACUAACAGUUUUUAUAUUAUUAGCUGAUUCAUGUGAGGUUUUCACUGAGAAAAGUCGCUCAAAGAGCCCAGCAGACGGUGGAGUUCACGUCCAGUGUGGAGAAAGCAGAGUGAGAAUAACGGUGAAGCGGCAGUUUUUUAAAGAAAGACGCGUUCCGUUUAAACCAGAAUUCAUUCGGCUAGGAUUCGAUUCCAUGCGGAAGAGUUCCUGCGGACCAGAAAGACCGGUAUCUCAAAUUGAGAUGGUUAUUUCCACAAGACUUCAGGAUUGUGGGUUCGAGUCCAGGGUUCGUGACAAGUGGCUUGUGUACUCCAGUCAGCUGUUGCUGUUUCCUGCUGUGCUUCCCACUUCUACAGGAAGUCUGAUAGUUCGAGGAGCAACUACUGUCAUUCCUGUUGAGUGUUACUAUGAAAGGAAACAGACAGUUAUUGGAGAUCCGGUAGCGCCAACCUGGGUUCCUAUGACCUCCACCAUGCGUGCCUUUGGCUUUCUGCACUUCUCCCUUCAUAUUAUGGCAGAUGAUUGUACGUCCCAACGCAGUUCCUCGGUGUAUCAGCAGGGGGCAGCAGUGUUUUUUGAGGCCAGAGUGGAGGCUCCUCUGCACCCUACCCUUACUCUAUAUGUUGACUCUUGUGUUGCAACGUUAAAGCCUGAUGCUUCCUCGGCGCCAAGCUACAAGUUCAUCUCCAAACAUGGGUGUCUUAUGGAUAGUGUAUUCCCUGGAUCGCCAUCCAGAUUCCUUCCCAGAAAUCAGGAUAACAGACUUUGCUUCAGUCUCAGAACGUUCCGCUUCAACCAGACAUCCGAGGAGCAGAUGUUCAUCAGCUGCCAUCUGAGAGCUGCUGUGAAACAGAGAUCUCACAAUCGCCUUAAUAAAGCCUGCUUCUUUGAUAGACGCACGUUUAGGUGGCGUGCUACAGAGGGCGAGAGCGCUCUCUGUGAGUGUUGUGACUCUGACUGCGGGACUGAAGAGAAGAACGUUGGACAUCCUGUUGCAGAAGAAAUGUAUGAGGCUGAUAGAACAGCUGGACCAUUUUACACUUGGCAUCACUCCAACUGGGCAGGCCGACUGUCAGUCAUUUAGGAAUAUUGUGUCUUUAACAUUAGAAACUUUGGGUCCUUUUGUUUUGAUGAUGGAUGAAGAUUAGUUUCAAGGACCUACACAAGUACAGUUGUUGAUUUAUGAUCAAAGUAAAGCAUUCCCACAACCACAGGUUAUUUAGCAUCAAUCAUUUUUUCAGGUGAUUCAUACAAUCAACAUGCUGGAUUUUGAAAGACUUGUUUGCUUUGCACAUGUUGCCAGAGAAGCUUAAAAAUGUACAAACCAGAAAUGUGAUUUUGAUCAUUUGUAAUGUCUGAAAAAGCAAAUGUCUAAAUAAAAUAAUGAAA
Messenger RNA from Nothobranchius furzeri (turquoise killifish), 1462 nucleotides. RefSeq names its product zona pellucida sperm-binding protein 3. The record is from RefSeq and is a predicted model, not a curated record. Lineage: Eukaryota; Metazoa; Chordata; Actinopteri; Cyprinodontiformes; Nothobranchiidae.